AUGGUGCAGAAAGGACAGAGCUGUCGUCUCCUCAUCAGCUGCAUGUUGUUCAUCGUGCUAACAGUCGCUCACAGUCAGGAGAACGAGAGGCGUGCAGUGACAGAGCAUCAGUUGAUGCAUGAUCGUGGUCGCUCCAUUCAGAGUUUGAAGAGACUGAUUUGGCUUUCCAGCGCCAUCGAGAGGCUGCACACGGCAGAGACGCGCUCUUUAUCCUCCUCUCUCUCCUCCUUCAGUAAUAAUGAUGAUGAUGAGGGUAAUGAUGAAGAUUCCUCCAGAUUUCCCCCUGUGAGGGACAGUAGUGUGCACCAGGGGGCGCUGGAGCUGCUGCUGAGAGACAUGUACAGAGCGCAGCCUCCGUCAGGGAGAAAGCAGCCCAGCAUCCACUAACCACCAAGUAGAACAAUAAUAUAAUACAGCAUCAUACAGCUGGAAAUGACUUUAGACUCUUCAAAAAAACUGCAAAAAUAAACUAAACCAAAAAAUGAAAAAAAAUAAUAAAUUGUAUUGGUUAUAAAUAAUCCAUAAAACUAUAAUAAAACUACAGAAAAACUUUAAAACUGGAAGUAAAUGCAGAAUGGUAUUACAAACUAAAUGCAAAAAUAAAAACUUUACCAAAUCUACCAAAGUGAAAAGAA
Pangasianodon hypophthalmus (striped catfish) is the source of this 635-nucleotide messenger RNA. RefSeq names its product parathyroid hormone 4 (gene pth4). NCBI's taxonomy places the organism in Eukaryota, Metazoa, Chordata, Actinopteri, Siluriformes, Pangasiidae. Gene Ontology annotation, molecular function: hormone activity; peptide hormone receptor binding. Gene Ontology annotation, biological process: osteoblast development; bone mineralization; adenylate cyclase-activating G protein-coupled receptor signaling pathway. The record is from RefSeq and is a predicted model, not a curated record. Gene Ontology annotation, cellular component: extracellular region.